Pecten maximus is the source of this 1978-nucleotide messenger RNA. RefSeq lists its product as uncharacterized. Bases 168 to 791 code for a protein of 207 amino acids. NCBI's taxonomy places the organism in Eukaryota, Metazoa, Mollusca, Bivalvia, Pectinida, Pectinidae. The transcript has 7 exons. The record is from RefSeq and is a predicted model, not a curated record.
GGAUAUAAAACGUUAUAUUUUCUAUGAGUAUGUUACAAAACUAACACUUUCUCUUAAUAACAAAAAUUAAAAGUCACUGCAACCAUUUACGAUAUAUAUCUAAAAAAUAUAAAAGGUAAACAUUUCGGUCUCGAACUAAUUCAUAAAUUACCGCUCGUAGCCUGAAAAUGCGCAUGCGCGUAAACCGAGAAAAAAGCAAAAUGGCGGACGCAAACCAGAAAAAACGACGAGGUCCUAAAAGUUACUUGACGGAAAGUGCAAGAAAACGAAGGAAAAAAGAAUCAGAACAGAGAAGAGGAGAGGCGAGAAUCUACAUCAGCAAAGAGAUAGAUAGAUGGCGUAAGGUAAAGGAAGAUCUCGCACUGGAGACUGAUUCUAAAUUAGCGAAGCUGCUUCUUGACAGUUAUGAAUUUAAGAAAAUAUCAGAUAAAUCCACCACUUCAACCGGCCCCAUCCAUAUGUAUUCCACACCUGCAAGAAGAUAUAUACCUCCACGAGAGUGUUCAGAAAGUGAAGUCACUAUAAGUGGUCGAGAAAUGUCAGGAGUGUUUGUGCAAGAAUGUUGGAAAGACAUGUCAUUGCCUGGACCAUCCACAAGUGAUUUUCAGAAUCAACAUAUUCAGAAGGCCGAUAUCACUACCAAAGAGGCGAGCAGCUUCAUAAAUCCUUUUGAGGAAUGUGGGCAGGUGUUUUGCACCACGUCGUUGGUGAGCAUUCGUGGGGUAUUCCAUACACAGAUGAUGGAGUUGCUGAAUGUUCACAUGGCCCCUUGUCUGAUGUUGAAGCUGUAGGAAAGUCUCUGGAAAAGGGCAGUACAGCUCACAACACACUGAGGAAGGUUAAUUGUGCUCUACAAACCAUUCCUCGAUAAAAUACACUACUUUCUGAACUUUAGAAGUACAGCAGAACUUGAAAACUAUCACCAGUUGAUAUUAAUGUAUGCAGCCAAAAGGUUUGCUUACACUCCGCCUGUUUACAAGGCACGCACCAUUUUGGCAGCUCUUGACUACAACUUCCACAUCGAUAGAGAAACAAAGACAAAUGCAGAUGGCUCAGUAAGGUACCACAGAACUUACAACAAGAAAAGUGGAAGGUGGUCCGCUGUGCCCUACAAAGUGAAAAAGAAAUACAGCUACAUCAGUGACCUGAUUUCUGCUGUAGUUGAAAAGAGGCUACUUGAUAGAGAAGGAAUGCAUAAAAGCAAGACGUUAUCGCCCUAAGAUCCCAGACACAUUUCCAGCGGUUUAGCCCUCCUUACUCCACCUUCUACUGCCACAUUAGUAGAAGAAAAAAAGUCAAGACUCAAGUGAUUCUAGUGUCACAAAUAGGACUCAACAAUCUGCUGGCUACUCCUCCUUAACCACUUAGGAGAUUUCAACAAAACUUGCUACAAGGCUACUGUCAUUAUUCUAUGAAUAACCUCAUUGGGGAAGUGGGGAUGUUGUUAGGUGUUGGCCCACAACAGCUACAUUUGUAGCUAUUAUUAUUUGUAGUAUAUGCCAUAUAAGAUUUGGGUUUCACAUGUGUUUUAUGUUUCAAAAUUCAUGUGCAAAACUAAUCUACUACUUGUCGGAUGGAAAAUGUAUGUCUAUGAAAAGUAUUGUGUAUGUACCAAUUAUUGUGUCACAAGUUUGGCUUGUUCACACAUUUUGUAUGUAUGGUGUGAUAUUCACAGGUAUGAUGUAUGUGUCACAACUUUACUAAGUAUAGUGUAUGUGUCACAACUUUGCUAAGUAUAAUGUAUGUGUCACAACUUUGCUAAGUAUGGUGUAUGUGUCACAACUUUGCUAAGUAUGGUGUAUGUGUCACAGGCUGGCUAAAUAUGAUGUAUGUGUCACAAGUUUGGAAUGUGUCUUUAGUAUGGUCUUUGUAUGUGAACAUUACAGUGUUCGGGGAUGAUCAUCUGUAUUCAUAGCCUUUUUUGUAGUGAAUUCGUCUACAGAUUUUAUUUGGUGCUAACAAUAAAAAUAUGACACAA